Messenger RNA from Medioppia subpectinata, 976 nucleotides. The record is from the annotation of a GenBank genome assembly. NCBI's taxonomy places the organism in Eukaryota, Metazoa, Arthropoda, Arachnida, Sarcoptiformes, Oppiidae.
ACUGUUUUCGCAAACACUUCAAAGACAUUGAAUUGCAUUGAAAUGCAUUGAAAACAGGCGUUGAAUGCAUUAAAGCCUACAUUUCGACACUCUAUACGAGAGUAAAGGCAAACAUCAAAGCCAUAGACGACUCAAUUGAGUGUUUAUUAAAAUCACAAUUGAUUUGAUUUAACGGUUGAAAGCGAUUAAAGCGUUUGCAUUGAAUCGAUGGCACAAUUGUUGCGCUUAGUGUCACAUCCGGUGACCACCCGAUCGUUGCUCAAGAGCUGCAAUGUAUUGCCCGCAGUGUUGGGCAACACUUCGUACGAAAGUCGGCGUCAAUUCUUCGGCAAACUUCGACGAGUGGACGGAACAGAUGUGAAGGAGUCUGAGAUCCGAUUGCCCGACGAGAUAGAGCACGCGACCGGACUCGAGAAGCUGCUCCUUCUCGCCGAAGAGAAGGGCAUUGACGACCCCUUUUGCUCCAAACCCAGACAUCGCGGACCCGGAACUAAAGAGCAGCCAAAUCUCGUGCCGUCCUUUGAAGACAAGCGUCUGAUCGGCUGUCUGUGCGAAGAAGACGCCACUCAUCUGAACUACAUGUGGGUCCAUAUGAGUGAACCGAAGCGUUGCGAAUGUGGCUAUUAUUUCAAAGCGGUCGCCGCCCGCAAGUUCUGGGAAGAGCUCGACACCAAACUCGGCGCCUGAACUCAAUCCUAGACAUACUCUUAAAUCCCUUAUGUUAUCAGAAAUUAUCAGUGAUUUCUCGAUCGAAAUGUAUUUAAUUUAGAUAUGAAUUUAAUUAAAAACAUAUGUUUAGUUAAGUUUAAAACAAAUCACUGCCUAUUGUUUUGCCGUAUAAUUAGUAUAAAGUAUAUUACGAUUGAUUUAGAUAUUAAUCACCAAUCAUUUUGAGUGGCAUUUAAUGUGUUUUUCAUAAAAUAAUUAAACAUUUAAUGCAACGAAAAUAUUAGUCGACUUCAAAAUUGUAUAAAUG